AAAUUUAAAUAAACGCAAAGAAAGCCAGAGAGAGACAGAGAGAAAGAGAGAGAGAGUAGUCGGUGGUCCUUUCCCUUCCUCUGUGCUGUUGCCCAAUUCCCCAAUUGAUCUCGCCCCCUCCUUUAUUUUCUUUUCCUUCUCCCUUUCUAUAAAAGCAAACGGGACCGUCUUGUUCCUCCUCCUUGUUGCGUUAACCUGACUUUCUUCUUCGUUAACGAUAAAUAUACACAGAUACUUGAGAAGUCACCCUUUGGAGGAAGACUGUACAGUUGAGUACCUAAAGAUUUUUCUUCAUAGAGAUUUAAGGGGGAAAAAAAAAAAAAAAAAAGAUGAACCAGUGUGCUAUCCAUCCAAGCGCUUUCUCUACCCGCGAAGAGAUACGGAGCUGCGUCUCGGACAGGAGAGAUCCGGUUGUUUGUCCCAAACCAAGACGUCUCGGUAUGUUGACCACCGCCAACGACCACCCUGUCAGGUCUUUCAGAUGGCAUCUCAGCCACCAAGCGGAGAUUUGUGAUUCAAAAGCAGGAACUGAUCUUUUGGAAAUAAUCCUGACAAAGGGUGGUUGUGGUGUGGAACAAUCCUGUACACAAGUAGCCUCGUCGCCCCCUUUUUUUUGUGGGUCGCCGCCAAGCAGAGUAGCUAACCCAUUAAUUCAAGACGCCCGAUUUGGGGACGAGAAAAUCUCUCCUAUCUCGCCACUUAUGCCCGUGCCGAUUCUUUCUCCAUCGGGUUUAUCAUCUUCUCCGACUUCCUCUACAAGGAAGGCAGGCUGCGUUAGGUCAAAUUUUGGGAACAAACCAGCAGUGAGGAUUGAGGGUUUUGAUUGCCUUGACAGGGAUCGCAGGAAUUGCAGCAUCCCUGCUUUGGCAUAGAGAAAACCCAAUUUCAAUUAUACAAAAGGUACAUAGUUUUUUUUUUUAAAAAAGAAGGAGCUAAACAAACAAUCGGUCAAACAUCUUUGAUAGUGUGAGAGGAAUUUUGAACUUAUCAUGAGAGGGAAAGGUGAGGGCGGGGCAUCUUUUGCUAGUGUAAAUAACUAAAUAUGUUUUAAGGGUGCUUUUGUAUGUACUGAUGUGUCUUUGUAAGUCAAAUAGUGUCUGUUAACAAAAAUAAUGGAGGGUUAUUGGAAUUUUGUGAUUAGGAAGAUCGGUAGGAGAUGGGAUUGGGUUGAAUUGAGAAAACUCUUGUUUCGCUCAAUCCUGUGUGUUAUUAUAAAAAGUAAUGCUGAGUCUCAGGUGAGAAUGUGAAAAUUUUUCUUUUUUUAUCUUUUUAAGUCCUGGAGUUCCAAUGAGCGGCUUAUGAAGGGAAAUCUGUACAAAAAUUGAAGUCGGCGUCGAGUCUUUGAUGUAGUCAUUUACAAUGUAAAUAUUACCCUUUGUUUUUUAGAAAUGGAAUGAUUCUGUUUCGUUUUUUUA
Messenger RNA from Hevea brasiliensis (rubber tree), 1415 nucleotides. RefSeq lists its product as uncharacterized. NCBI's taxonomy places the organism in Eukaryota, Viridiplantae, Streptophyta, Magnoliopsida, Malpighiales, Euphorbiaceae. The transcript has 4 exons. The record is from RefSeq and is a predicted model, not a curated record. The coding region runs from base 330 to 872 and encodes 180 amino acids.